Molecule: messenger RNA, 2468 nt
Organism: Procambarus clarkii (red swamp crayfish)
Lineage: Eukaryota; Metazoa; Arthropoda; Malacostraca; Decapoda; Cambaridae
Product: sodium-coupled monocarboxylate transporter 1
Biological process (GO): transmembrane transport; sodium ion transport
Cellular component (GO): membrane
Molecular function (GO): symporter activity
Source: RefSeq, a predicted model, not a curated record
GAUUCAGUGAUGGGGCUAAAAAAGAAAGGCAAGAGGUCCUUCAUAUAUGCCGACCAGUUUACAAGAAGAGGGAGUGAAGGCAAGACCAUCCAGUGCCCUACAGGCACCACACGCAGUUGCAGUUUACAAGAAGAGGGAGUGAAGGCAAGACCAUCCAGUGCCCUACAGGCACCACACGCAGUUGCACCCUUCACACGCUCUCUCCCCCCAUGCUCAGCGACUUUGUAUUACGUCCACAAAAGCUUAAUGACCAACCAGCAAGUAUACUUGAGUCCUGAACUACACACCUCAGUAUAUCUAGCGUGAUAUAUCAUGUCCAGGACUUGGUGAAUAUACAUAUAUAUGUACCUUGAGACGUACUCUUCCCCCUCCCCUCCCCGAGAUACAGCUCUCAGUGAAAAUAACUCUUCCCCGUUCUCGGAUAAUCGUCAUCUCGGAUAAAUAAGAACGGACGGAACACAUUUCGUCGGCUGGCUUCCCGUCGGAGACAUUCUUCAGCAGCACUGUGUACUAAGAUGUCGGGCUUAAAUGAUGUAGAUGUUGGUCUGUCUGGCCCGACGUUCACGACGGUGGACUACGCGGUCUUCAGCCUCAUGCUGGCGGCGUCCGUCGGCAUCGGUGUGUACAGCGCCAUCAAGGGUCGGGGCAACACCUCCUCGGAGGACUACCUGCUGGGCGGCAGGACCAUGUCUCCAGUCCCAGUAGCCUUUUCUCUCCUCGGCGGCGUCAUCUCCGCUAUAUCCAUACUGGGUAACGCCACAGAGAUGUACUUCUACGGGACGCAGCUGGUGGUGUCCUUGCUGGGGUUCCUCCCCGGCUGUGUCCUCGUAAGCCAGGUCACUCUCCCGGUCCUCUACAACCUGAAGCUCGUCUCCGUCAACGACUACAUAGAGCUGCGCUACAGGUCUCGGGCCUUGAGGAAGCUGGUGACGUUCUUGCAGCUGCUCACCACUACCCUGGCCAUGGGCAUCUUCCUGUACGCUCCGUCACUCGCCCUCUCCGCCGUCACCAGCCUCCCGACCUCCGCCUCUGUGGUCAUCAUGGGCGCCCUCUGCACCCUCUACAUCUCCAUAGGAGGAGUGAAGGCUGUGGUGUACACGGACGUGUUGCAGACCUCCCUCAUGUUCCUGGGAGUGUUGGUGGUGGUGGUCAUCUGUACUCUUGACCUUGGUGGGGUCGGCGUCGUCUGGGACUCAGCGCUUCAAGGCUCUCGGGUCGAGUUCCUCAACUUCGACACGAGCCCCUUCGUCAGACACACGGUGUGGUCGACGAUGUCUCUAGGCUGUUUCAUCAUGAUUUUCUUCACCGGCUUCCAGCAAACAUCGUACCAGAGGUUCGCUUGCGUAAACACACUCCGAACAGCAAAGACACUAUGUGUCGUCUUCGUUGGGGGGCUUUACCUGCUGUGGUUGCUGUUCUUCUUCUGUGGUCUGGUGGCCUACGCCAUUUACAAGGACUGCGACCCGUUCACCUCAGGAAGAAUCAGCAAACAAGACCAGAUCUUGCCCUUCCUCGUGAUGGACAAGUUGAGUUAUCUUCCAGGAGUCCCCGGGAUCUUCGUGGCGGCUGUCUACGGGGCCGUCCUCAGUUCCUUCUCAAGUUACGGCAACUCAAUGGCUUGUAUGGUCUGGGAGGACUUUUUGAAGGACUUAAGUUGUUUCAAGAGUAAGAGUGAGAAAACGUCCACCAACGUAAUGAAACUUCUCUCUUUAGUUGCCGGAGUAUUGGGUAUCGGCGCGGGACUUCUGGCUGGGCAGCUUGGCAGCUUAUUCCAACUUAUCAAUACCAUCACUGGAGCUCUCUACGGGCCGCUGGCUGGAGUUUUCCUUGCAGGAAUCUGUACACCUUGGGUAAACGCUAAGGGAGCUGCAAUGGGAUGUAUUGCGUCAAUCAUGUUCUGCACCUGGAGUGUGGUAGGGAGCUUCAUAUACGGCGGAUCCCCGAAGGUUUCAUUGCCACUGUCCACACAAGGUUGUCAAGAGAAUGGGUGGUCCUUUGUCAACAACACAUUCAUCACCUUCAACAGCACUUCUUUGUUUGCUGACACAAUGUACACGUCCACUCCGGAUGACGGAUCUUCAGUGAAGACCAUCUACGACAUCUCGUAUUGCUACACUGGAGUUAUUGGGGUUCUUAUGACGUUUAUCCUCAGUAGCUUCUUCUCUCUCUGUACAGGUCCGCUCAGCCCCAGCAGUCUGGCAGAAGGGGUAGUGAACCCUACCUGUGGGCGACUGCACAAGUGGUUGUGGCAGGUCUACAGGGGCCCAGAGACGCCCUCCAGCCAUUGCUAUGAUCUCAAGGAUGAAUCGAAUCACCAGCAACAGAUCGUAAGGGGAAAAGUCGAAGAUAUAACUGGCGCUAUUUAGCAGGAAGUAGAAUUACUCCUCUGGUUAAUAUAAUUAUAUGUUUUACGUUUAGUUCCUUUUGCUGUUAUUUUUUUAUAUUUUGAAAUCAAGACAUCUUUAAAA